AGGUGGAAUGCUGUGCCGACGAUUCCACCAUCUGACGGCACACAGAAAAAAGCAAGAGCCAAAGUCCGGAAAAAGUCAACCAACGAUCACCUCCACGCAACCAGCCUUGAUGCACUGACCGAAUCGCAAAGGAGAGCAUUGCCUGAGGUCACGCCAGGGCAAGACAGCGCAGUGGAGUCCUCAACAGCAGUACUCGAUAUCCAAGCUGCACCCGAGGAAUCUGCAUCUACGAGCCCUGCGGCAGCCAGUGAAGGGCAGAGCACGUCUUCCCUUGGAACGCCAGUACAGUUGUCAAUGGUGGAAACAGAAAUCUCAACUACGACUGAGGAAACUAGUUCAUUCUUGGACUUGGAAAAUGAGACGUGUCCCCAAACGGCCAAGGUGGAAGACAUGGAACUGUCUGCAGCGAGCGCAAACGCAGUGCCCUCGGAUGACUCUGUGAGAAGUGAGCAACAGCAUAAGGUUCCAGGCGCGUGCGAAACUCUUGAAAAGGAAGCACCAUGCAGUGGACAUCUGUGUGUGCACCAGACUACUAUUGUAGAAUUGCAGCGCAAGCUAAAUCUACAGCAGAAGAAGAUAAGGAAGCUGGAAAAGGAGUUGGAGGCUCUUCUAGGCAGUAAACAUGGGCAUCUUGCUCCCGACCAAGUGCUCUGUGUUCGGAACGCUGACAAGCGUGGCAACAGGUGGAGCAACCAAACAGUGCAAAAGGCUCUGCAGAUGAGGCUGACGUGUGGUAGUAGGGGGUACGAGCUCCUCAAGGAUGAGGCUCUUCCUCUGCCAUCUGAACGGACACUGCAGAGACGCAUCGAGGUGGUGAAAUUUGAGCCAGGAAUUCUCGAGGAGAUCCUUCCGGCACUCAAGUCUAAGCUGGAAACCAUGCGACCGGAGGAGAGACAUUGCGCCCUCUUGGUGGAUGAGAUGCAGGUUACUGCUGGGUUGGAUUUUGACCCAACAGUAAAGAAACCAAUUGGCCUGGUAACCGUUCCACUUGCAAAACCUGCCCGCUCGGGUGACUUGAACUUCGCUACACACGGCCUGGUCAUCAUGCUCACUGGGCUCUCCUCUCGUUGGAAGCAGGUUGUUGCUUACCACCUGACAGGGGAUUCAGUUCAUGGGUCGUUCUUGAAGGAGCUAAUCUUUUCUGUGAUUAGAAAGUGCGAAGAAGCCGGCUGUCGUGUGGACGCAGUAAUUUCCGACAUGGGACCGAGCAGCAAAGCCCUUUGGAACCGCUGUGGGAUCUCUGCAACCCGGACAACAGCACCUGUAGUCUCCUGCCUCCACCCAUGCGCAGCCGACACCAACCGACAACUGUUCUUCUUGGCUGAUGCACCACAUGUUCUGAAGAACAUCAGAGGUCAUCUGGUGAGAGGACAGUCGUUCUUUUUGCCAGGCGACACUGUCGCCAAAUACAAUCUCCCAACGAACGAAGUGUCGGUGGAGCACAUCAAAGCACUGGCCGAAAUUGAUGCUGCGAGGGACCUCAAGCUGGCACCUCACCUCAAGAGUAGCUACUUGGACCCUAGCCACUUUGAAAAGAUGAAUGUGGCAUCAGCGGUAGCCGUGCUAAACCACAGUGUUGGGGCCGCAAUGCGGGUGCUUGUCUGUUUGGGACUCCUUCCACCGGAGGCCCUCACAACUGCCUGGUUUGUUGAGCAGGUCUUCCAUUGGUUCUCUCUAAUGACCUCGCGGGGAAUUAGUAUGGGAAUGAGCCUGCUCAAGCAAACCUCUCAUGACGAGGCAGUUACUUUCUUAGAGGAGUUUAUAAGGUUCUUCUCGCGCUUGUCGAUAAGGAAAAAAAACCAAGGCGCAUGCUUCAAACCUGUGCAGGCAGGAGUGUUGAUCUCAACAACAAGUGCAUUGUGCAUUCAGCAUGAGUUACUCAAUGAGCACAAAUUUAAGUUUGUUUUGCUUGGCCGGUUCACACAGGAUGCUCUCGAGAACCUGUUUUCCUGCGUCCGAUCGAAGAAUCCAGUGCCAAGGGCCCUGGAAUUUAAGCUCACUCUACGGCUCAUAAUGUUGUCUCAGUUUUUCAAGCCUAGCCGCAAAGGUAACUACGCAAUAGAUGACAGUUCUGACUUGCUCGAGUUUGUCGAAAUCAAGAAAGCUGCGUCAGAAAAAAACCUCGAACACGCAUUGGAUGACUCCUUGGCAGAGUACAACUUCCUGGAGAAUGAAGCUGCGGGUCUUGACGAUGUGGAGAUGGAGUCUCUUGUUUAUGUCUCCGGCUACAUCACUCGUAGUGUGACCAAGAAAUUCAAGCUGUGUCGUACAUGCAAGGAUUACUUAAAAACUGAUCCAAUGGAAGAAAACGACCAUCUUCUGAACAUGAAAUCCUAUAGGUCACAAUCUAAGCCAAACCCCCUGGUCCGCCCCUCUCGCCACGUUUUCAGUUUGUUCGAACAUGCAGACAAGGUCUUUCGUAAUUAUGAACAAAAUGUGCUCGACAUUUCUCUGGCGUUUCUGACCAAGGCCACACUAGAGUCCCACCAACUCCCGGGGGACUUUCCUAACUGUCACGACCUCAAACAGCGUUUGACAACAGCUUUCUUAAUGCUUCGGUUAAGAAUCACGCUUCGAAAGCUGAGCAGCAGGGCCAAGAUGGUGAAAUCAAAAUGUGGAUCAAAAAGUGUUGGGAUGAGGGCAGCUGUGUCCCAGAUUCGCUGAGCACCAUAAAAUCAACAUGAUUAUUGUCUUUUGACAUAGAAGGUAUAACAGCUUCGAAAAACAAACUACAAAAGAAACACGAGCGACAUGACGAAAGCUGUUGGGUAUCACUUUUGAUCCUGUCGCUUGGGUUUCUUUUGCUGUCCUUGGCUUUUGAAGCUGUUAUACCUACCAUGCCAAACUACUACCGUCUCAUGAUUCUUUUUUUACCUAAUUUAAGUCAGAAUAGGCUUGUUUAUGUAUAAUUGUUUUAUUUAUUUGUAAGGGUUUGUUCUUGUAUAAAUGUUUGAUUUAUUUGUAGGGGUUUGUCUUUGUAUAAAUGUCUUGUUUAUUUGUAAGGGUUUGUUUUUGUAUGAAUGUCUUAUUUAUUUGCAAGGGUUUGUUUUUGUAUAAAUAUUUUGUUUCAUAGUACAGCAAAGUUAACCACUUUUGAAACAUUUAACUUUUUUUCAUGCCUCGUUACGAGACAAAAAUGCCCAUCUUUUUUUUUCAAUUCGUCUCCGAAAUAGUUGUCUAUAUUGCUGGGAAUCUAUUAUUGGGUACAAAAUUAAAGAGAGAAUACUGGACAGCCCGUCUGCUUUUACAUAUCACAUUCCUUGUGAUUAAG
Ixodes scapularis (black-legged tick) is the source of this 3271-nucleotide messenger RNA. RefSeq names its product DNA transposase THAP9. The record is from RefSeq and is a predicted model, not a curated record. Lineage: Eukaryota; Metazoa; Arthropoda; Arachnida; Ixodida; Ixodidae. The coding region runs from base 295 to 2664 and encodes 789 amino acids. The transcript is spliced from 10 exons.